This is a messenger RNA of Chlamydomonas reinhardtii, 1823 nucleotides long. RefSeq lists its product as uncharacterized. The transcript is spliced from 4 exons. The record is from RefSeq and is a predicted model, not a curated record. Bases 186 to 755 code for a protein of 189 amino acids. NCBI's taxonomy places the organism in Eukaryota, Viridiplantae, Chlorophyta, Chlorophyceae, Chlamydomonadales, Chlamydomonadaceae.
CAGGAAACACAGGAAUAACGCAUGCUACGGUAUGCGGAUGAGGGGCACAGAAUCGGUCCCUGGCCUUCGAAGUGGGCUUGUCGGGCUCACAGCUGCGCUUCUCCAUAAAGCUUGUACAACACCUUCAGAUAACUGAAUAGCAUCCAUCAAUCAGCCGCACACAAUCAAGGCGCUAGACAAACAAGAUGGACGCCACAACAAAGACACUCAAGUCGACGACGCGAGUGGACAACAGCACUAACCCGAACUUCAAGCACACAUCCACCUUCCAUACUCGCGGACAGUGGACUCCCGAAUCUCCCCCGCCGCUGACAUCGACCUACACAAUCUUCCAUGGCGAGCGCCCCGAGCUUCCGCGUUACGUGCCCAAAUACGCUGUCUCGCCCGAGACCGCAGCCCUGACAUCACGUCACGGUUCCAGUCCCUACAGUUUUCGGGCGACUGCCGAGCGCGCCGGCAGCACCCCUGACGGCCGUGCUACCUACCGCUUCAGCGGGCUGCCAGCGGGUGUGUCGCCCUAUUCCACCGGGACCAAGCUGUCCAGCUCAACCCUGGGCUCCUCGGGCCUACCGCCGGUGCAAUACAAGUCCUACCUGACCGAGUAUGUGGACGAGUAUCGUGAGCCGCUGGAGCAGCUGGACACGCAGCGCAGCCUCACCCUCAAGUACGGCACCACAGGCGGCUACCGCACCACACAGCGCAGCACGCGCUCGGACGGGCAGCCAAAGUACCAGACACGGGUGGUCGCGUUCUAAGUCUGGCGUGUCAGGCACUGGGGCAGCUGGCGCCACUCAAGACGCGCUUGGAACCAAGUGCUCCUGAGUGGCGGCUCAGACCCGGCAAGAGCUGGUUUGGUUACCUUCUUACAUGAGCAGUGUACAUGUGCCGAUAAGCAAUUGCUUUGCGGCGCUAUUUUGUACGCCAACAAGUAAUGGAGGCCGUCUGUUGCAUGCAUCCGGUAUCUCCGCACGCCCUGAAGCAAGGGCGUCGCACACGGCAAGGUCACGUUGGCCUUGCGAAUGUGGUGGUGGUGGUGGUCGGUUUCGUUACGGCGUCAUGCCGCCGGUUGUAGUCCAGUGCAGCGGCGCUAGUAGCCAUGUGCGAGGUAAGCUAGAUGAGUCGCAAACGCAGACAGUGAGCAAGAAUAGGCAGCAGGUGGAACAUACAGGAGUAGCAAUGUGCGUGUGCUGUUGGCGCGCGAAUGCAGAGAUGCGACGGACAGUGUCCGCAGGGGUCUUAGGCCUUAGGGCAGCUAUACCAGUAUCAGUAGUGUCCCUUUGCAAGGCAUGGCGGCCCGGCCAGUCGGGGCCAGCUCCAACAGUUACGUUUUUGUGGGGAUGCAGGUGCCUGUUGAAGAAAGAAAUAAGAUCGAUGGGAAUAGAACUGUUUGCGAGUGGGUGGUUGGGGGUGGGGGUUGAAGGGUUGAUGGUGCUAGCACUGCGUGUAUGUGUGUGCGAAUGUGUGGUGUACGCCUGGGUAUUCAUGGGGUGACUGUGCGUGAGCGAGCGCACAACGCCGACGGUGCUUGUGUGAAGCCGGCACCGGUCACAAGUGGAGUCGGCCGGGUCGAUGGCAGUCUCGGGCAGUCUAGGCAAGGGGAUAUCUUGUGUGUGUAUGCUUGCACGUGGGCUGGUACAAGGACAGCUUACUUCUACACACAUUGCUUUAUAUGUGGCUCGGGGCCCGCUGUGUUCCAUGGUUGCAGCCCCCCGGCCGAACUGACGAGUCGCGAGCACGUGGCUCAGAACCCGAGGGUAUCUGUUCCUCCGUGUUUGGGCACGGUGUUUGGGCCAAAUCCUUGUCUUUUGUAACACCUUGAGUUC